AUGGCAUUCCGGAGGACUGAGGGCAUGUCCGUGAUCCAGGCCCUGGCCAUGACGGUGGCCGAGAUCCCCGUGUUCCUCUACACGACGUUUGGGCAGUCUGCAUUCUCGCAGCUGCGCUUGACACCAGGCCUGCGGAAGGUCCUCUUUGCUACGGCCCUGGGGACUGUGGCCUUGGCCCUGGCCGCCCACCAGCUGAAGAGGCGACGGCGGAGGAAGAAGCAGGUCGGCCCCGAGAUGGGAGGCGAGCAUCUGGGCACAGUGCCCCUCCCCAUCCUCAUGGCCAGGAAGGUCCCGUCGGUGAAGAAAGGCUACUCCAGCCGGAGGGUGCAGAGCCCCAGCACCAAGAGCAACGACACUCUGAGCGGCAUCUCCUCCAUCGGGCCCAGCAAGCACUCAGGGUCCUCCCACAGCCUGGCCUCGACAGUGGCGGUGAACUCAUCCAGCCCCAUGGCUGCGAGUUCGGGACCAUGGGAUGCCAGAGGGAUGGAGGAGUCCGUGACCACCAGUGACGGCAAUGCCGAGAGCCUCUACAUGCAAGGCAUGGAGCUGUUCGAGGAGGCCCUGCAGAAGUGGGAGCAGGCUCUGAGUGUGGGGCAGAGAGGGGACAGUGGCAGCACCCCCACACCUGGGGACAACCUCCGGAACCCCGAGACUGCUUCAGAGGUGAUGUCCGAGCCAGAGUCACAGCGAAGGGAGUUUGCGGAGAAGCUGGAGUCCCUGCUGCGCCGGGCCUACCACCUGCAGGAGGAGUUUGGGUCCACCUUCCCGUCUGACAGCAUGCUGCUGGACCUCGAGCGGACGCUCAUGCUGCCCCUGACCGAGGGCUCGCUGCGUCUACGCGUGGACGAUGAGGACAGCCUGACCUCGGAGGAUUCCUUCUUCUCCGCCACUGAGCUCUUCGAGUCCCUACAGGUCGGAGAUUACCCGAUCCCACUCUCCAGGCCGGCCGCCGCCUAUGAGGAGGCCCUGCAGCUGGUGAAGGAGGGCAAGGUACUCUGCCGGACCCUCAGGACAGAGCUGCUGGGCUGCUACAGUGACCAGGACUUUCUGGCCAAGCUCCACUGUGUGCGGCAGGCCUUUGAGGGCCUUCUGGAAGACGAGAGGAACCAGCGUUUCUUUGGGGAGGUCGGCCGGCAGAUGGUGACGGGCCUGAUGACCAAGGCUGAGAAGAGCCCCAAAGGCUUCCUGGAGAGCUACGAGGAGAUGCUGAGCUACGCCCUGCGCCCGGAGACCUGGGCCACCACGCGGCUGGAGCUGGAGGGCCGUGGGGUGGUGUGUAUGAGCUUCUUCGACAUCGUGCUGGACUUCAUCCUCAUGGACGCCUUCGAGGACCUGGAGAACCCCCCGUCCUCGGUGCUCGCCGUCCUCAGGAACCGCUGGCUGUCGGACAGCUUCAAGGAGACGGCCCUGGCCACUGCUUGCUGGUCAGUCCUGAAAGCCAAGAGGAGGCUGCUGAUGGUGCCCAACGGCUUCAUCUCCCAUUUCUACUCCGUAUCGGAGUGCGUUAGCCCCGUCCUCGCCUUCGGCUUCCUGGGACCCAAGCCCCAGCUCUCUGAAGUCUGUGCUUUCUUCAAGCACCAGAUCGUGCAGUACCUGAGGGACAUGUUCGACCUGGACAACGUGCGCUACACAUCGGUGCCGGCGCUGGCGGACGACAUCCUGCAGCUGUCGCGGCGCCGCAGCGAGAUCCUGCUGGGCUACCUCGGGGCACCAGCGGCCAGCAGCGUGGGCCUGAACGGCGUGCUUCCCCGCAAGAACGGGCCCCAGGACGAGCUGCAGUAGUGGCGGCGCAGGCUCGGGGAGCAGGGCUGCUGGGGCCUCGUCCAUGUGGCUGAGAGAAGGCUGCCUCUUCUCCUCCUUUGGGUCAGCAUUGAAGGGCCCGGGUGGCCAUGGCCGUCAGCAGUGGCAGAGCCCAGGCUGUGGUGGCCAAGGGCAGUUGCCCCUCACCUUGUCACCCCCCCCCCGUCAUCUGGGAGCCCCCAAGGCCUGGAGGGCAAACUUCCUUGGAGAAGGAUGGAGCCCCUUGGGGCCUGCCUGACUGUCCUCAGGUGUCCCUGGGGGAGGCAGAGGCUGGACCUGGCCUGUGGGGCCUGUGGGAGAGGAAGGUAGCGAGAGAGAGGAGAGGUGUCGUGACAAUUGGGACCAGCAGAGCUGGGAUGCCCUGGGCGUGGGACCCUAAAACCUCCCACCACCCCAGGGCUGCUGACAAGCGGGGCUGGGAAGGUGGAGGUGAAAGAUGGGGGUGGCAGCGCUCUGUGGUGUGAAGGUUAUGGAUGUUCUGAGCUAGAAGGAACCUGGGCUGGACAGUCAGAAUUUAAGCCUCUGGCUGGCCAGUCCUGACGGCCCCCCAAACCCUGCCACCACCUUAGAGAGUUUGCAACUCCAGAGAGUGAUGCUGGGGGGCACCGUGGUGGAUGGCAGGCCUGGACUUUCCAGAGGUGGACCUGCUUUCCUUGUGCUCACGUCUGGGCAGGGACUGGACCCUUGACAAACCCAAGCGCCAAACCAGGAGGCUGUCCCCUGACAUUCCCUUGCCCUGCCAAAGAUUCUCAUUUAUCUUCCCACCUCUGCCACCACCAAAGAUGGAGGAGGCAGGGCUGGUCCUCCCGUCCCCACCCACCUCCUCUCUGAACCUGGAACUCCCCGGGUGGGGCUAGGCGCUGAGCUGGGGGCUCUGACCAGGGGUCAUCCCAGGCUCGUCACCUGUGCUGCCAUCAGUGGUGACCCCAGGAGUGAGGAGGCCCGGGUACCAUGUGAGGGGAGAUCAGGGAUGUAAGUGGCUGGCCCAGCUCCCCAGCCCUCAUUGGGACAAGAAACUUUCCUGGCACUUUGCCUUCAACUCGACGCACAAAUGCUCUCGGGCACAUGCUCUGAGCCGUGCAGCGGUGUGGAGCCUGCCUCGCUGCUGCAGACAGGCUCGUGGGCAUUGUCCCUGUGCCAAGGGUUUGUCAGCCCUGCAGACGCACUUCUCUCAGUGUUUUCACCUGCGGUGAGAUGUUUUAUUUAUUGCCUUAACACUUUAUUUUGAGGUUCUGCCCCUUCCUAGGUUGAGAGGGCUAUGAGAGAGAGAGACUCCUGGCUCCUCAAACUCUGGAGUUGGAGGACUGGCCAUCAGUCUGCCCUGAAUGGCAAAGGAGCCCCAGGGGCCGGCGAGCUUGCCCACAUGGGCAGUGGGAGAGGGGAUGUGGGAGGGGUGAUGCUGGGCGGGGCCCACCAUCUCUCAGCCCACUCCCCUCCCCAGACUGGAGGACCGCUGUGCACUAAUGCUGGUUCUGUCUCCCACCCACCUCUUCGAGGUUGAUGGGUGCCGAGGAGGGAGCAGCCUCCCGGCAGGAGGGACCCAGGGUGGCCUUCCUUCAUCCCGACAUUCCGCUCAUUUGCACUUACCCUGCGCUGUGAAUGUAAUCUUGGGCCUGCACUCCGGCCCGCUCUGAUUUGCUCCCGAAUCACACAGAAGUGGCAUUUUCAUUUCAUCUUUGUUUACACGCCCACGCACUGCCUCUGGCACGCGAUCUGUUGCUGCUUCCAACUUUUGUAUAGUAGAGCCCGUGUGCGUCGACUUUGAGUCAAAUAAAUGAUUUAAAAGA
This is a messenger RNA of Equus caballus (horse), 3587 nucleotides long. The record is from RefSeq and is a predicted model, not a curated record. NCBI's taxonomy places the organism in Eukaryota, Metazoa, Chordata, Mammalia, Perissodactyla, Equidae.